GCUUUGGACGGCGAAGUAGUUGUUGGAAAGAGUAGGGAAGAGUGGUAGACUAUCCAUUCAUUUAUUAUGGAAUCCCAAGCUAAACAAGAAUACAUCAUCGAGAUGCUCAGUGCGUUUGCUUGACGACGAAGCUUCCAUAUUUAAGGAGUAAGCACAGCCCUAACCGUUGAAUCUCUGCUACCCAAUCUUGGUACAACCACCACUACUGCUACUCUCCGUACUACUUUUACUCCAGCGUCUUCCUCACGAUUUUCCGUUAAAGCCUGCAGCCUCCCCUGCUAAACCAUACUCUCUCUCUCUCUCUGUCGGUUCCAUGUGGUCGUUGAGCUCUGCAUUUUUGCUUUCUGCCAGCCUCGUUUUCAGAUCAACCUACCUACUGCUCAUGGACGCUUCGCUCUCGAAUGCAUAAUAAUUCAAGGGGAAGAAGAAGAAUUGCUAGUCAGAGUCACCUCUUUAGACCUCCCAUCAAUACCACCUAUGAAACUGCAACCCAUUUUUGCAACAUUACCGUUCCUCCUGCUUCUUUCUAUUCUCCCCUUAAAUUUAGCCGACCUAAAUUCAGACAAACAAGCCCUACUUGACUUUGCCUCGAUUGUUCCUCAUGGCCGCAAAGUCAACUGGAGUCCUGCUACCUCAGUCUGUACUUCUUGGGUUGGCAUAACUUGCACCCUGAAUGGCUCUCGGGUGGUUGCUGUUCGGCUCCCCGGUGUUGGACUUUAUGGUCCAAUUCCUGUCAACACCCUUGGGAGGUUGGAUGCCCUCGCUAUCCUCAGUCUUCGAUCAAACCGCCUCAGUGGGAAUAUUCCAACUGACGUACUUUCCCUCCAUUCCCUCCACUACAUAUACCUUCAAGACAAUAACUUAUCGGGUAAUAUUCCUUCUUCUUUCUCUUCCCAGCUCAUCUUUCUUGAUCUCUCCUUCAACUCCUUCACAGGAAACAUCCCACCAAGUAUUAACAACUUAACACAUCUCACUGGCCUGAACCUCCAGAACAACUCCCUGACUGGAUCAAUUCCUCAUCUCAACCUCCCAGGGCUUAAGCAUUUCAAUUUGAGCUACAACCACCUAAAUGGUUCGAUUCCUUUAGCCCUACAGAAGUUCCCCGCAUCCUCCUUUGCAGGGAAUUUGAUGUUAUGCGGGCCACCACUUAACCAAUGUUCUUCAAUUACCCCCGCACCUUCCCCUUCUCCCACUCAUUUACCACCCCCGCCAAAAGUCCCCCAACCAAGUGGUGGUUCCAGAAAGGAGCUGAGUACAGGAACUAUCAUUGCCAUUUGCAUUGGGGGUUCUGCAGUGCUGUUUCUUUUAGUUCUAAUGAUAGUGAUGUGCUGUUUAAAGAAAAAAAACAGUGAGGAUAGCAGUGCGGUGAAAGGGAAGGGUGGGAUUGAGAAGCCUAGGGACUUUGGGAGUGGAGUGCAAGACGCGGAGAAGAACAAGUUGGUUUUCUUUGAAGGUUGUUCUUAUAAUUUUGAUCUGGAGGACCUAUUGAGAGCUUCGGCUGAAGUUCUUGGGAAGGGGACUUAUGGGACAACUUAUAAGGCUAUUUUGGACGAGGGAGGAACAACAGUGGUUGUGAAGAGGUUGAAAGAAGUGGUAGCGGGGAAAAGGGAGUUUGAACAACAAAUGGAAAUUGUGCAGAGGGUCGGUCAGCACCCAAAUAUUGUCCCUCUUCGUGCUUACUACUUUUCCAAGGAUGAAAAACUCCUGGUUUAUGACUACAUAACAACUGGCAGCUUUUCCGCAUUGUUGCAUGGAAACAGGGAAAGCAGACCAACUCCACUAGACUGGGAAUCGAGAGUAAAGAUUUGCCUUGGAACUGCAAGGGGGAUUGCCCAUAUCCAUUCUGCAGCUGGGGGAAAAUUUAUCCACGGCAACAUCAAGUCCUCCAAUGUCUUCCUCACACAAGACCUCCAUGGCUCCAUCUCGGAUUUUGGUUUGACAACUUUGAUGGUUUUGCCUGCUGUCCCACCUAGAAGUGCAGGUUAUCGAGCUCCUGAGACAAUUGAAUCUCGAAAAUGUACUCAAAGAUCUGAUGUAUACAGUUUUGGCGUACUCCUCCUCGAGAUGCUGACAGGUAAAGCACCAAUCCAAUCGCCGGGGCAGGAUGAGGUGGUUGAUCUUCCAAGGUGGGUUCAGUCCGUUGUGAGAGAGGAAUGGACUGCUGAGGUGUUUGAUGUAGAGCUAAUGAGGUACAAAGACACUGAAGAAGAGCUGGUGCAAAUGCUUCAAAUAGCAAUGGCCUGUGUGGCGAAGGUGCCAGACAUGAGACCAACAAUGGGUGAAGUUAUCAGGAUGAUUGAGGAAAUCAGGCCACCUGAUUCUGAGAGGCCAUCACCGUCACCCUCGGUGGGCAAGUCGGGCUCAAAUUAAGAAACCCCAUGAUUCCUCCGUCUAGCCCAUACCCAUAUUCUAAAGUUUCUGCCCUUGAGCUUGAGCUGCAGAAACUAUCCAUUCGGAGAACUUUUCUAACAGUGGAACAUUUCCAGUUGCGUCAUUCUUUUUAGGGUGUUAAAUGUAACAUUUAAAUUGUCUAGCACUUUCCCCCUCUACUGAUUACUGUGACAAAAAUGUUUCCAGACGAUUGUCACCUCUUGACUGUUCUGUAUAUGUGCUGGUCCUUGCCACACACACAAGUGCGUAUGUAUUAUCUACUUAAUUUG
Messenger RNA from Juglans microcarpa x Juglans regia, 2660 nucleotides. RefSeq names its product probable inactive receptor kinase At5g58300. The record is from RefSeq and is a predicted model, not a curated record. Gene Ontology annotation, biological process: protein phosphorylation. Gene Ontology annotation, molecular function: protein binding; ATP binding; protein kinase activity. Lineage: Eukaryota; Viridiplantae; Streptophyta; Magnoliopsida; Fagales; Juglandaceae.